UUCGUACUGAAAUAAUUCUUUUUAAUUGAAUUCUAAGCAAAUUGAAACAAAAAUAUGCAUUCAAUAAUUUCAAAUACGGAAACAAACAAGAAAUUCUCUUCUCACAUCAUCCCCUCUCUUCACCAUUUAGUUGUGUUUGACAGAUUAACAUUGAAACUCAAGUCCAGGAGCUGAGUUGAAAAAAGUAACAAAAUGUAACUAUUUGACACUUCAACACUGGAUUUAGGAACGAUGUUGUGACGUCACGAUGUUACACUUUGUAACUUUUUUCUCAUUUAGGAACGAUGAAAGUUAACUAUUGUUAACAAUAGUUAACAUUGUCGAAUAAAAGAACGCAUCACUGUCAAAUUGCGUUUGUCAGUUGUCAUUGUCAGUAGUAAAAAAAAAAACAAAAUAAAGAAAUCACACGAUACCCAAUAUGAUCGAGGAACCCGAAAAUUGUCCAGGUGUUCAAAGUGCUAACGCUGGAUUUGGCAACGCAUGCCAGGGUUGUCCCAAUCAGAAAAUUUGCAGUGACCCAAACAGCAAAAACGAAGAUCCUGGAAAAGCUCUUGUCGUCGAACGAUUACAAGAUGUGAAAAAGAAACUCAUGAUUCUCUCUGGAAAAGGUGGUGUUGGCAAGAGUUCUGUAGUAAUGCUGCUAUCGCGCUUCCUUGGAAAACAAUUUCCCAAUCAGAAUUUUGGUGUCUUAGACAUCGACAUUUGUGGACCAUCACAACCUCGCAUCCUCGGAGUGGAAAACGAAAACGUCCAUCAGUCAGGAUCCGGAUGGUCGCCAGUUAGUGUUGAAGACAAUAUAUGUCUUAUGUCGAUUGGCUUCCUUCUGGGAUCAACCGAUGAUGCAGUAAUAUGGCGCGGACCAAAGAAAAAUGGAAUGAUUCGACAGUUUUUAAGUGAAGUUGAUUGGGGCUUUCUUGAUUUACUAAUACUUGACACACCUCCUGGUACAUCCGACGAACAUUUAUCUGUUGUUAGUUAUUUGAAGGACGAAAAGUCGUCAAACCUCAAAGCCUUGAUAAUAACAACUCCUCAGGAAGUAUCAUUGUUGGAUGUUCGUAAGGAAAUAUCAUUUUGCAAAAAACAAAAUAUUCCUAUAUUGGGUGUUGUUGAAAAUAUGUGUCGCUUCGUUUGUGGACAUUGUGGCAAUUCGUCGGAUAUCUUUCCAGCUAAAACUGGUGGUGCGGUGGCAAUGUGUGAAGAAAUGGAAGUUAAAUUUCUAGGAUCACUUCCGAUUGAUCCGGCAAUAGCAAAAGCCUGUGAUUGUGGAGAAGAUCUCAAUAAUCUAAAUGAGACAACUAUCGAGGCUUUGAAAAAUAUUUGUAAUUCGAUAGUUCAGAACUUGUAAAUUAAAGAAAAAGAUCCUUUAUUAAAUUAUAUAUUUUUUUA
Molecule: messenger RNA, 1386 nt
Organism: Episyrphus balteatus (marmalade hoverfly)
Lineage: Eukaryota; Metazoa; Arthropoda; Insecta; Diptera; Syrphidae
Gene: Nubp1
Product: cytosolic Fe-S cluster assembly factor NUBP1 homolog
Exons: 2
Coding region: 419-1345 (308 amino acids)
Biological process (GO): iron-sulfur cluster assembly
Cellular component (GO): cytosol
Molecular function (GO): ATP binding; 4 iron, 4 sulfur cluster binding; ATP-dependent FeS chaperone activity
Source: RefSeq, a predicted model, not a curated record